CACAGAGCUCAUCAGCUGCGCCUUACCCCAUGGCUCCACCAAAGCCCACCCCGAAAGGCCCCCAGCCCCGCCUCAAGAUUGUCGUGCGCCGCCUCCCCGCCGACCUCCCGCCUGCCGUCUUCUGGCGCACCGUCCAGCCCUGGGUCACCCGCGACACCGACCACCAACCGGGACUCGACUCGGCACAGCGCGUCACCUGGUCCGACUACCGCCAGGGCAAACUCAGGAGGAGCGGCAAGGACAAGGACAGCGUCCCCUCGCGCGCCUACAUCACCUUCAAGACGCCCGACGCCCUCGUCGCCUUCCACCGCGGCUACGACGGCUGGUCCUUCCGCGACAAGCAGGGCAACAUCAGCCAGGCCGUCGUCGAGUUUGCGCCGUACCAGCGCACGCCGGCAGCGCCGCCCAAGCCCGACCCGAGGCAGGGCACCAUCGACGACGACGCCGACUUUCUCGCGUUCCAAGAAGCGCUCGCCGCUGCCCCGGCGCCUGAACCUGUGCCAGAACCCGUCGUCAACCCCAAGUCGACCCCGCUCCUCGACCACCUGCGCGCGCAGAAAGCCGCGUCGAAAGCGGCGCGCAAGGCCGCUUCGGCUGCGCUCAAGGGCGCCGGCGGCGGCGGCAAGGGCGGCGGCGGCGGCGCGAACGGCAAAGGUGCGGGAGGAGGAGGGGGAGGGGCAAAGGGCAAGGGCAAGGCGCCGCUCGUGCUGCCCGGCGCGACGCGCGCGCAGCUCGCGACGGCGGCGGCGGGUGGGGUGCAGAGCGCUACUGCGGCUGCUGCUGCUGCCGCUGCUGCUGUGGCGGGUGGCGGUGGCGCAGGAGGGAACGGCAAGGGCAAGGGCAAGAAGGGCGAGGGGGCGGGCAAGAAGGGCGACAAGGGCAAGGGGGGCCCUGGUGGCGGUGGAGCUGCGGGAGCGGCCAAGGGCAAGAAGAGCAAGGAGGGCAGCAGGAGCGCGACGCCGGCGCCGCCGCCGUCGGGCUCGGCAACGGGGAGCGGAGCGGCGACCCCGACGUCGGCGCCGCGUCCGCCCAAGGGCCCCGGCAACAAGGGGGGCGCCGCCGCCGCCACCGCCGCCGCCUCGGCCGCGCCCGCCUUUGCCCCCCAGCCCCAGCUCCAGCCCCAGCCCCAGCCCCAGCCGCACCACCACCAGCCCCCGCCCUUCCCUCCCGCCGCGCCGCCCUCGCGCGCCUCGCCCGCCGCGCCCGGCGCCGGCACUCGCGCCGCGCAGAUCCAGGCGCAGGCCGAGGCGGCACAGCAGGCUGCCAUGGUGCGGCAGCAGCUCCAGGCCGCGCACCGCUCCGCCGCCGCGUCCUCGUCCCCCUCCCUCGCUCCUCCUCCUCCCCUCUCGUCCUUCUCGUCCUCCUCGUACGCGCCCGCUCCCGGCGCACCGUCGCCCCAGGUCGCCAUUGCGCGCGCCCCACACCAGCAGCACCACCAGCAGCACCACCAGCAGCAGCAGGGGUACGCGGCGCCGAGCGCCCAGGCCCAGGCGUUCGUGCCCUCGGCGACCCCGUUCGUGCCCCGCGCGCAGCCGCAGCUGGCGCCCGGGCAGCUCGUGCCGCAGCAGGGGCAGCAGCAGGGGCAGCAGCAGGGGCAGCGAGGCGGGCGAGGGCGAGGUGGUGCGAGAGGGGGCGGCGGCGGUGGUGGACGUGGAGGGGGAGGAGGAGAUGGAGGAGGUGGGCGAGGGAGGGGCCGCGGCGGACGUGGCGGCGGCGGCGGUGCGCCUGCGUGAGCGGCGGGCGCAGCGCUGUGUCGCGCCGCGCUCUCGUUCUCGCUCUCGCGCUCAGGCGGGACGAGGGACGAGCCGGAGCGGGGCAGGUACUCGUUCGUUGCAGGCGCGAGGGCGAGGGCCAGGGCGUGGGAGGGGGGCUCAGUACACGCUCUUGAGCACGUGCUCGGGCUUGUACGUCGUCGGGUGGAUGAAGCCGAGGUGGGCGAGGUCGCCGACGGCGCGCAGGAACCGCGCCUGCUUCCUCCGCUCGGGCCCUCCCUCGUCCUCGUCGUCGUCGCUCGCCCUCUCGCCCUCGUCCUCCUCGCUCCCGCCCCCCUCCUCAUCGCCUUCGCCGCCCUCCUCGCGCCCCGUACGCGCCCUCUUCCUGCCCCUCGAACCCGCCGUCCUCCCGCCCCAACCCUCGCCCUCGCCCUCGCCCUCGCGCUCUUCCUCCUCCGCCGCACCAAUCUCCCACCCAGCCCACCACUCUCCCAAGUUGACCAACCGUCCCUGGGCGUGCGUGUCGCGGUACACGCGCCACGCGACGCCGAGGUCGCUCGGCUGCUCGUCGACAGGCCGCUG
Rhodotorula graminis WP1 is the source of this 2294-nucleotide messenger RNA. RefSeq lists its product as uncharacterized. Bases 30 to 1733 code for a protein of 567 amino acids. Gene Ontology annotation, cellular component: cytoplasm; nucleolus. Lineage: Eukaryota; Fungi; Basidiomycota; Microbotryomycetes; Sporidiobolales; Sporidiobolaceae. Gene Ontology annotation, biological process: positive regulation of translation; nuclear-transcribed mRNA catabolic process, nonsense-mediated decay. The transcript is spliced from 5 exons. Gene Ontology annotation, molecular function: mRNA binding. The record is from RefSeq and is a predicted model, not a curated record.